This is a messenger RNA of Paramecium primaurelia, 244 nucleotides long. Lineage: Eukaryota; Ciliophora; Oligohymenophorea; Peniculida; Parameciidae. The record is from the annotation of a GenBank genome assembly.
AGUUCCUGAUCCUAUGUUGGUUAUGAUGGAAUGAAAACUUUUGAUGUUGAUUAAUUUAAUAUGUCUAUAUCUAGAUAAUUAGUUGGUCAGAGUAUUUUGAAGAAAGGUGGUUUGCUUGUACCAGGACAUGCUGUUGAGGAGAGAAAAUUUUGGUAAAAUAGAAAUUUAAAGUUAUUUUCAACUCGGGCUUUACCCAGUAGUUGUUGCAGAUCCUGAAACGACAUAUAAGGUUUAAAUUCAAAGG